Molecule: messenger RNA, 2644 nt
Organism: Daldinia loculata
Lineage: Eukaryota; Fungi; Ascomycota; Sordariomycetes; Xylariales; Hypoxylaceae
Product: 2-isopropylmalate synthase
Exons: 4
Coding region: 283-2184 (633 amino acids)
Biological process (GO): L-leucine biosynthetic process
Cellular component (GO): mitochondrion
Molecular function (GO): 2-isopropylmalate synthase activity
Source: RefSeq, a predicted model, not a curated record
AGACGGCACUGACGAAAUUUUUAUUAAAGAACCUUAAGUAGCCGAAGUAGAUCGAUAAGUCUGAAUCUUCUGACUCAUAAUAUCAUAAAGUGUGACCUUUUCCUUCUCUCAAUUGGGGAAUUUAAAUUUCAGAGAAUUACAAAUUCGAAGUCCUUAUUUUCAGUUCUAAUUCAAUUCUUGAUAAUCGUGAUACUUCCCUCCCUAACGUUGAAAGGCACCUUCGAUCUACCCGUAGCAAAGCCCCGCGUUGCGCUCCCACACAGCAGUAGUCCCACCAUCACAAUGCCGAUGCUUAAGGAUCCUUCCAAAAAGUACAAGAAGUUCACACCUCUAAACCUCCCAAAUCGCCAAUGGCCUUCUAAGACGAUCGACAAGGCACCGAGAUGGCUAGCAACCGACUUACGGGAUGGCAACCAAAGUCUGGUCGACCCAAUGAGUGGUGACGAAAAAUGGAGAUUCUUCAAGAUGUUAGUCGACCUUGGUUACAAGGAGAUCGAAGUGUCCUUCCCUUCUGCGUCGCAAACGGAUUUCGACUUUACGAGGCGAUUAGUCGAGACUCCUGGGGCCGUACCCGACGACGUCUGGCUGCAAGUUUUAGCACCGUGUCGAGAAGACCUCAUCCGCCGCACUGUCGACUCCCUUAAAGGCUCUAAGAAGGCCAUCUUACACAUCUACCUCGCAACGAGCGAAUGUUUCCGACGUAUCGUGUUUGGGUUUACCGAAGAAGAGAGCAUUGAGAGGGCGGUAGCAUGCGCUAAAUUUGCUCGUUCAAUUACUAAAGAUGACCCGGAACAAGCUGGUACGGAAUGGGCUUUCGAGUUCAGCCCCGAGACGUUCUCUGAUACGAGCCCCGAGUUCGUCAUCCGCAUUUGCGAAGCUGUCAAAGCCGCUUGGGAGCCCACGGUCGAAAACCCUAUCAUCUUCAAUCUUCCGGCAACUGUCGAGAUGUCGACGCCCAAUGUCUAUGCCGACCAAAUCGAGUACUUCUGUACCAACAUUAGCGAGCGAGAGAAGAUUUGUGUAUCUCUUCACCCGCAUAAUGACAGGGGAUGUGCCGUUGCUGCUGCCGAGUUGGCGCAGAUGGCGGGAGCCGACCGCGUUGAGGGAUGUCUUUUCGGAAAUGGUGAGCGGACGGGAAAUGUUGACUUAGUCACCUUAGCUUUGAAUCUCUAUACCCAAGGUAUCCACCCGAACAUCGACUUCUCCGAUCUAAACCGGGUUGUCGACACUGUGGAGAUUUGCAAUAAGAUCCCUGUCCAUCCCAGGGCACCGUACGGCGGGUCUCUCGUCGUAUGUGCCUUCAGUGGCUCUCACCAAGACGCCAUCAAGAAGGGUUUUAUGCAGCGGGAACAGGAGGGCAAGUCAUACGAGGACUACUGGCAGCUUCCGUACCUCCCUCUCGAUCCCCAGGAUAUCGGCCGCACAUACGAGGCUAUCAUUCGUGUCAACUCUCAGAGCGGCAAGGGCGGCGCCGCUUGGAUCAUCCUGCGCAAACUCCAGCUUGACCUUCCUCGAGGCCUACAAAUCGCAUUUAGCAAGGUAGUGCAAAGGAGGGCAGACCAGCUGGGUAGAGAGCUUCUAUCGGCUGAGAUCGCUGAUUUAUUUGAGCAAACAUACUUUCUCCAGGAGCACCCUCGAUUCAACAUUAUCGACUACUCCAUCUCAUUUGACCGAUCAUCAUCCCCGGUCCCACCGGCACCUGGUGCCACACAAGAAACUAAAAACCUAGCCCGUGUUUUCGAAGGUAUUGUCGCUAUUGACGGCAGGGAGUACCAGCUUCGCGGUCGUGGCAACGGUCCUAUUUCGUCCCUAGCCAAUGCCCUAAAAGGUGUAGGCAUUGAUCUAGACGUUGCCGACUAUAAGGAGCACGCCAUAGGGGGUGGUCGAGAAGUUAAAGCAGCCACAUACAUAGAAUGUACUGCUGCUGGCACGUCACAGAAAGUUUGGGGUGUUGGCAUACACGAAGAUGUGGUACAGAGCUCUCUCAUAGCCCUCCUAAGCGCUGCUAGCAACUUUAUCCUUAGCCGACCGGGAAGUCCUGUCUUGAUAAAACAGACGUCGCCGCGAAGCGUCAGUCAGGAGUUGAAGCUCGACUACAACAAUCUCAUAAAUGGAAGUGUCGAUUCCUAUGACGCCCCGUCCGAGACAGUUCAGGCCUUAGAAGCCAAGGCAAAUGGGAUGUAAGUUUUUCUGGUUGAUGACCUACGGCGUCGGGAUAUGAGAGAAUAAAAAAAAGCAUUUGAAAAAGCAUAUGGUCCAACAAUCUGGUUUUAAGUGUGUCUGCGUUGAAACGAGGCACUCGACUGAUGCUGAAGCAUGAGAAGGGGUCAGCUUCUCAUAUUUGCAUUUAUGUAAUAGCAUAGGUACAUAGAUGGGGAUGAAUGAAGUGAAGAGCGUUGAUUUAAAGUCAAGUACUCAUGCGUGAGAUUAGCAACGAUGAUGGUGGACUUCUGCGGCUGAUUAUCCCCCACUUCCCCCUUUUUUUAAGGAUUGUGUGGGAAUUGUCAAUCAACAUUAGGUACAGUAAGGGCUCAAGCGUGUACAUGGUCAGCAAGGGACGAACUUCCCGAACCCUUGACUGGGCACUGGGACGAAUGCGGGGAAGAGCUGCGGGAAGAACUGACAAUCCGCAUUCCGAUUUCGC